Messenger RNA from Sipha flava (yellow sugarcane aphid), 2614 nucleotides. It is a transcript of the gene Gpat4, whose product is annotated as glycerol-3-phosphate acyltransferase 3. The transcript is spliced from 10 exons. Gene Ontology annotation, cellular component: endoplasmic reticulum. Gene Ontology annotation, biological process: triglyceride biosynthetic process. Bases 472 to 2268 code for a protein of 598 amino acids. The record is from RefSeq and is a predicted model, not a curated record. Gene Ontology annotation, molecular function: glycerol-3-phosphate O-acyltransferase activity. Lineage: Eukaryota; Metazoa; Arthropoda; Insecta; Hemiptera; Aphididae.
UAUCAUUCUACCUUCCCAUUUCACCAUGCUUGCGCUUAAAAUACGUGUAUAGGACGAACUGUUUAACCAUGUCUACGUUUUUAGAUUUAACAAUUUACGUUAUUCAGUCUCAUUACUUCGUAGAUAAUGCACUACCACGGAUACAAAUUAAACAUAUUAUUUUGUAAUAUUAACUUUAACAGAUAACGAGAAUAUUGUGUGUUUUUAAGAUUUCGCGUGACCAAUGACGUGCCGUUUAAUAAUUUUUUUAAAGUAAUUUUUUAGUUUCUCUCGUAUUAAAGUUGGUUAUAAUUUUCAUUUUUCAAAGUUCGAUGAUAAUACUACAUAUUUCUAUUGUUACCGUCGGCUGCCCCGAGGUAUUUUACUCUAUCAACGAUUGCAAACAUCGAUGCGCUUGAACAUUAAAGUAUGCACAAACAUGCUGUCAUUUGAGACCUUGAUGUAUCGAAUCUCUUCUCAAUAACCAUCGACAUGUCCUCAGUAUCUAUCUUGGACACCUUGUCCUUUACAGUUCUUUCUGUAAUAUUUAUUCCGUUUCUACUAUUUUUCCUCAGCAUCGUGUUAUUUGCAUAUAUUGGUAAAACGGUUGGUAUACAACGAAUUUAUGUGGAAUUCCUUUUAAAAGUAUUUGAGUAUGGAAGAGAAAAUCUAGAAAAACAAUCAAAAAAUAAAGUUAAAAAAAUUGAAGAAACUGAUAGUGAAGAAAUAGAGGAUAUUGAUGAUCUGGAUUUAGUGACUGAACAUAAUAUUGAUACAUUAAAUGAAUGCCUAACACUACCAGUGCCAAUAAACACAAAUGGAUCCAUCACUAGAAGUAAUUCAACACAUAGUUUAUCCAAUGGAAAUAUUGACAAGAAAAUACAAAAUGGAGCACCACCUUUAAUUAGCAGACAAGAUUUAAUAUUAGUUCCAGAUCCAGAUCAAAAUUAUAGUGGCAAUAAUAAUGUUAAAAAUGGAGGUAAACAAAUAUUACAAAGAACACGUUCAUUUAAUACUUUAAAAAGAGAAUUUGAACUUACUGAUGUACUUGAUUAUGUAAAAACUGGAGUUGAAGCAAUUAUUGAAGAUCAAGUUACUUCAAGAUUUGAAGCUGAAGAACUUAAGUCGUGGAAUCUGUUAACAAGAACAAAUAGACAUUAUGAGUUUAUCAAUUGGAAAAUAACUGUAAUUUGGUUCAUUGGAUUUAUUGUAAGAUAUACAAUUUUGUUGCCUUUGCGAGUAUUAAUCUGUUUUUUCGGGGUUAUUUUGUUUAGUUUAACAAUAUGUGUUAUUUGGUUGACUGUAAGGAAUGAAUUAGUACAGAAGUCAUUGAUAAAUGGUAUUUCUCGAUACAUUUUUAUAUUAUUUCAAUAUGCUAUGACAAUGGUCAUUAAUGUUCAUAAUCCACAGUGGAUUCCAAGGCAUAAUGGAAUCUGUGUAGCCAAUCAUACAUCACCAAUUGAUAUUGCUAUUCUAUUUGUUCACAAUUAUUAUAUUUUGGUUAUGUGGCUAUGGAUUUGUACAUUAAUUGUUGGUUUUAUACCUGAUAGUUUGGGUAAACGUUGGCUCAACCAAAAUGUAUCCAUUAUGUGUUUUCAAGUUUUAUCUGCUUCACUAUCUUCAGUCAUUACUUAUCAUAAUCGUGAAAACCUACCACAAAGAGGCAUUUGUGUUGCCAAUCAUACAUCUCCUGUUGACGUACUAGUGUUGGCAUGUGAUAACCCUUAUGCUCUGAUUGGGCAACGUCAUGGUGGAUUUUUAGGAAUCCUCCAAAGAGCAUUAGCUAGAGCUUCUCCUCAUUUAUGGUUUGAACGAUCUGAAGCUAAAGAUCGAGAAAUUGUUGCUAUGAGACUCCGAGAACAUGUAUCAAAUCCAAUAAAUCCUCCAAUAUUAGUAUUCCCUGAAGGAACAUGUAUCAAUAACACGUCAGUUAUGCAAUUCAAAAAGGGAAGUUUUGAAGUUGGUAGUGUUAUUUACCCUGUAGCUAUUAAAUAUGAUCCAAGGUUUGGAGAUGCAUUUUGGAAUAGUAGUAAAUAUUCAAUGCUUCAACACUUGUAUUUAAUGAUGACAUCUUGGGCAAUUGUUUGUGAUGUAUGGUACUUACCUCCAAUGUAUCAAAAUGAAAAUGAAUCUGGUGCAGAUUUUGCAAAUCGAGUAAAACGAGUCAUAGCAGAUCAAGGAGGUCUUGUAGAUCUAGUAUGGGACGGCCAACUUAAACGUUACAAACCAAAAAAAGAAUGGAAGGAGAGGCAACAAGAAGAAUUCAGUAAACGACUAAAAGUUGAAUAAUCAGAGCCUUUAUCAUUUUUGUUUAAUAUAAUGGUCAUAUAACAACGAAAAUUGGAAUUAUUGCCUAAUUGUCAUGACAUAAAAGAAGUGACCAAUCAAUAAGAACAAUACCUAGUCGUACAUAUAAUCACCAAAGUUUGUUAAUAUUUAUUUUAGGUUUAUAUAAACAAGUAGAUAUUAACUAAACUAUGUAAUCUUUUGUGAACUGUAAUACUUAUUUCGGUGUCAGUCGAUAAAUAUGGAUUCUAUCUGUGAUCUAAAUAAGCCUUUGAAUAAGAUUUUUUUAUUGUAUUUGAAGAUAUCUUAAAUUUAGAUAUUACUAAUUUUGAAAAAUAUUUAACUUUUC